AUAACACUAGGAGAUACUUAAAGAUCACUAUGAAAUGAAACAGUGUAAGGAAAUUUAAAAUUAAGAAUGGAAGUUUAUUCUCAUGUUGUUUCAUUUUUUUGUGUUUUUUUUUUAAAAACCUGUUUGAGAUAUUCGAUCACAGCUGUCCCGAUAAGGACAUCAUUAUUCAGAUAUACAUAUGUUAGCUCAAUUGUGAGGAUAAUUUGUAUUUCAAGCAUCCGGUAUGAGUAGGGUUGAUAAUUACUUUUAAUGUGGUUCUAGCCAACGAGGAUAUCGAGCCAUGAGACACGUAUUGAUGACUACUUUAUACAUCGGAUCAAAUUCAUUGGUUACAAACUGAUGCACAUCAUAGAAAGAGGAAUCUUGUUGUGUGCUCGUAUUUACAAUGGAUAAGGCACGUAAAUUCCUCUCAAAAUCAUCUAAUAUGGCGACCGAUAUAGACCAUGAAAAGUGUGACCAGCAUGGUUCUGAAAAUGUGUUCUUUUGUAAAAAGCAUGCAAAUGUAGGCUGUGGCAGAUGCCUUUUGAAAGAACACGCUACCUGUGGACAUGACAUUGUUGAUCUUGAUGAUAUUACAAAAGAUAUGGUUGAUACUCAACUUGCUAAACACCUGAAGAGCUCCAUGGAAGACAUGAGCGAUUGUAUUUUACAAAUCGAAGAAAACUUGUCAGGAAGUCAGUCCCGUAAUAAAACUAGCAAAGAAGCUUGCUUAAGAGAACUGAAUGCUUACAAGAAAAAAAUAGUAGAUCGAAUUGAAAAACAAACAAAAAAUGCUAAAGAUGCAGUGACUGACAUGUACAACAAAGGUGAAGAAGACAUAAAAAAUGUCUCAGCGGCAUGUUGUGAACUAAAACAGAAAAUUACAUCGAAAAAAACUGAUUUCGAAGCUAGUAUUCGCAACAAUCAAUACAAAAAGCAAUAUAUUUUGAUGACGACGCUGAAAAAAGAACUUGAAACAUUGACAUCUGAAGUCGACGAGACAAAGCAACGAAGUAUUACAGAACCCAUAUCCUUGGUUUGCAACACCGUUGUGGAAAAUUGGCUUGAGGACAAAGGAUCAGACUUUAUUGUACAAACAGCUAGUAAUCGUCUCGAUACACAUGCGUCAAUACCGCCGCCGCUUCCCCCGAAAUCAACUCGUGAUGAUCCCGCAAUCGAGUGCUCCAGUGACAUUGAUGACAAAGCGGACUGUGGAGAAAUGAGAGUGGAUGACAUUUUAUCUUGCUCACCGAUUGGACAGGGCUAUUUUGGCGAGGUGUUUAAGGGAGUUUGCAAGCCAAAAAACACAACUGUAGUUGUCAAAGUGUACAAAGACAUAUGUACGGACAAGAUGCGGAAAAUAUUUGCAACGCAAAUGACAAAGCUGAGAACAUUGGAUCAUCCAAACCUUGUCAAAUACCUUGGCAUUGUUCUUGAGUCACAGCCAAUAAGAAUUGUCAUGGAGUAUGUUACAGGACAGUGCCUUCUUGAUAACCUUCGUUCGGCCAACAACAAACAAACAACCAAAGAAGCCGCCAAGAUGUGUUUAGAUAUUGCUACCGGCAUGAACUAUUUGUUCGAUCAUGGAUGCUUACACACACUUCUUGCGGCCCGCAACUGUUUCAUUACGGACGAGUCUUUGGUGAAGAUAUCGGAUUACGGCAUUUCCAGUGCCGCGACAGGUUAUACUAAAGACCUAGCUCUGUUUCCGGUCAAAUGGUCCGCACCAGAACUGUUUAGAAGCGAACCACCAACAGCUAAGUCGGAUGUCUGGAGCUACGGAGUGGUAAUGUGGGAAAUAUUCUCUAAGGGAGACAAGCCACAUUCCAAACGAAAUAACAUCGUUACACAGACCUUUGUAAUGAACAAGGAGAUAUUGCCAGCACCCAAAGCGACACCUGACAGCAUUUACCACAUCAUGAAGCGCUGCUGGGCUUUCGUUCCAAGAGAUAGGAUACUGUUUGAAGAAAUCAUUGAACAGAUUGACAUACUGAUCAAGAGUCCGCCAUCCACAGAGAAGUGGAGCUAAUCAGUAUUAUAAGUGUUAGUCUUGAGGUAGAUUAAAUCGUCUUCAGACAUUUAAUGUCCAUCAAUCCACCAUGAAUUAAUACGCAUAUUUUAGUAAACAUCAAUUACCUCGCCUGUUUCUCGAAGAAAGUGUGUUGAGGUAUUGUCAUAAUCUUGGCUUCAUUUCCGAUUUCAUCGUCAUUAGACUGAUUGAAAACUGUUAAAUAAAUGAAAGAUUGACUGAACAUGUUUAACGCAAUGAUAUUUUUGUUGACUGACAACAUGGUGCCGGGAAAAAAGUAGUACCAUUCAUCAAGUUUCGUAAUUUUAAAUAGCAAUAUUGAUUCUCGUAUAUUACGUAAACGUUCAACUUAUACCACCUUUAUAGAUGUAAAAAAAGCUUACGACUGUAUGUAUCGAUUGAAGGAUACAUGUUUAUUGUAGAAAAAAUGGUUGAACAUGCACUAUGUU
Messenger RNA from Mya arenaria, 2457 nucleotides. Its product is annotated as tyrosine-protein kinase Fes/Fps-like. NCBI's taxonomy places the organism in Eukaryota, Metazoa, Mollusca, Bivalvia, Myida, Myidae. The transcript is spliced from 10 exons. The coding region runs from base 386 to 2008 and encodes 540 amino acids. Gene Ontology annotation, molecular function: ATP binding; protein tyrosine kinase activity. Gene Ontology annotation, biological process: protein phosphorylation. The record is from RefSeq and is a predicted model, not a curated record.